Molecule: messenger RNA, 1056 nt
Organism: Theobroma cacao (cacao)
Lineage: Eukaryota; Viridiplantae; Streptophyta; Magnoliopsida; Malvales; Malvaceae
Product: 3-dehydrosphinganine reductase TSC10A-like
Biological process (GO): sphingolipid biosynthetic process
Cellular component (GO): endoplasmic reticulum membrane
Molecular function (GO): 3-dehydrosphinganine reductase activity
Source: RefSeq, a predicted model, not a curated record
AUGGUACUCUUCAUGCUUGUCAUUCUACCUUUCCUUCUCCUCCUCCUCUACUUCAUUGCCCGGCCUCGUCCAGUCAAAGUACCUAUCAAGGACCGCCAUGUGUUCAUAACAGGCGGGUCGAGUGGCAUUGGCCUAGCCAUUGCCAAACGAGCUGCCUCUGAAGGAGCUCGUGUCUCCAUCAUGGCCCGUAACCUUGAAAAGCUUGAGGAGGCCAGGCAAUCUAUCCGCCUUGCCUCUGGAGCGCUUGACGUAUCGAUCUUCUCUGCUGAUGCUCGUGACAGCAAUGCCGUUCAGCGUGCAGUCAAUGAUGCUGGCCCCAUUGAUGUUCUAGUCGUUAACCAUGGCGUGUAUGAGCAUGACAAGCUGGAGAAGCAGGGACUGGAUGUGGUCAACUACAUACUAGAUGUGAAUCUGAUUGGGAGUUUUAAUGUCAUCAAAGCUGCUUUGCCGCUGAUGAAGGAUAGGAAGGAUAGGGGGCCUGCCUCCAUCGCUCUUAUGGCGUCACAGGCCGCCCAGGUAGGUAUUUAUGGUUACACGGCUUAUUCAGCGAGUAAUUUUGGUCUCCGAGGAUUGGCCGAAGCAUUGCAACAGAAGGUCAUCGAGGAUAAUAUUCAUGUCUCUUUAAUGUUCUCUCCAGACACUGAAACUCCUAAUCUUAAAAAAGCAAAGAGCACAAUGCCAGAACUCACCAAAAUCAUAAUUGGCUCUCCUGUUCCAAUGAAAGCUGAUGAAGUUGCCAAGAAAACUUUAGACGGUAUCAAAUCUGGAAGUUUUAUCAUCCCCUGCAACUUAAUUGGGUACCCACUAGCCUUCGCUACUCCCGGUGUAUCCCCUCAGAGAUCUUUCUUGAUGGCAUUCCUUGAGGUGGCUCUUGCUGGUAUAUCACGUCUUGUAGUUUUGUUUUACCUGUGGAACUGGUACAGGACCAUAAGAAAGUGGCAUGCACAGACAAAAAGUAAGUACGCUAUACGUUAUAAAGACAUUUUUUAUGCGUGGGUAUUGAUAUGGCUGGUGUGCCUUUUACAUUUUUGUCAAGAUUCCAGUAAUGAUACUUAG